Molecule: messenger RNA, 1184 nt
Organism: Paramecium pentaurelia
Lineage: Eukaryota; Ciliophora; Oligohymenophorea; Peniculida; Parameciidae
Source: the annotation of a GenBank genome assembly
AUGAAGAAUAAUAGAAUUCAGAAAGANAUUGAAAAAUCUAUUGAAACUUUGAAAGGAUUUGAAAAGAAAGAUAAAUAAAUUAUGGCAAGAAUAGCUACAAAUAUCUCAUUUUUGUAUUUCUUAGAAAAUGAUUAUAAACAGGCUGAAAAAUAUGCAGAAAUUGCAAUUACAUAUGAUAGAUAUAAUGCUAAAGCUUUAGUAAAUAGAGGUAAUUGUCUUUAUGUUAAAAAUGAAUUCUUAAGAGCUAAAGAAUAAUAUUUAGAAGCUAUUGGUGUAGAAGCUGAUUGUAUUGAAGCACUCUACAAUUUGGCAUAUGUCAAUAGGAAAUUGAAUAUGUUUGUUGAAUCUCUAUAAGCAUUAGAUAAACUUUAAACUAUUGUUUGUAUUCCUGAAGUAUUGUAUCAAAUGGCUACAUUAUAUGAAAUGACUGGUAAUUCUAAAUAAGCUAUGAAAUGGUACUUGGAAGUAAUGAAUAAAGUACCUAAUGAUCCCAAUAUAUUGGCUAGACUUGGUUCCUUAUUUGCAAGGGUAUAGAAAAUAAUAAAUGAUUUAUUAGGAAGAUGAUGAACCUUAGGCUUUGCAUUAUUUCUAAGAAUCAUAUAGAAUUCUACCUACUAACAUAGAAACAAUUUCAUGGUUAGGUGUGUAUUAUGUGAAAUAGGAAAUGUAUGAAAAGGCUAGUUUAUAUUUUGAAAGAGCUGCAUAAGUUUAAUCAAGAGAUGUUAAAUGGAAAUUGAUGGUUGCAAGUUGUUAUAGAAGAAUGGGACAUUUCUAAAAGGCUUUAGGGAAUUACUAAAAGAUAUAUUCAGAUUAUCCUGAUAAUAUUGAAUGUAUUAAUUUAUAUUUAUUCAUUUAGGUCUCAGAUUUUUAGUGUAGUUAUGUAGAGAAAUGGGAUUACCAUAUGAAGAAUAUGCUGGAUAAUUGAGAAAAUUAGAGAGAGAAAUGGAAAUGAUGGAUGGAUAUUAAGGUUAAGAUAUUAAUUUAAUUAAUAAUGAAGAGGAAUAGGUUAGAUUACCAUAAGGAGAUGAUAAUCCAGUUAGUUUUACAAAUAAUACUAGGUAAUUAUUAGUUCAUAUUAUUAUUAUAGACGUGGGAAUAAACAACCACCUCCUAAAGCAAAUGUUAGACAAAAUAUUGAUGAUGAAUAAUUCUAAGAUGGGGUAGAAGAUAACUUUUUACCUUGA